AUGGUGAUAACAGGAUCUUCGGAUGGAAUCGGAAAACAAUAUGCCAUUAACCUAGCCAGCAAAGGUAUGAACGUGUUCCUUAUUUCUCGAACGGAAUCAAAACUGAGAGAAGUUGCCGAAGAAAUACGUUCCAACAGUUCCGCGGAAGUGAAAUGGCUUGCCGUUGAUUUCUCUAAGGAUGCAGAAAUUUACGACACCAUCAGAAAGGCACUGUCGGGACUAGUGAUUGGGAUGUUAGUAAAUAACGUUGGGAUGGCUCAUCAAACUCUACUAGACUUCGAUAGACUGUCGAAAAAAGACCUACAGCAAACUAUUUCCAUCAACGUGACGGCUGCCGUGAUGAUGACUCACAUGAUCCUGCCGGAAAUGAAACGACGGCGCCGUGGAAUGAUUGUCAAUAUGUCAUCCAUGGGUGGACUUUUUGCGAUGCCAUUCAGUUCACUAUAUGGCGCUUCGAAAGCGUUCCUGAUCAGUUUUUCCCAAGCCCUGGGUGACGAACUCCGCGGAACAGGAGUCGAAUGUCAGCUUCUGGUACCACUUUUCCUCCAAACCAAUAUGAGUGAUCACAUGAAGUCGGUCCUAUGGUGGCUUGGGUUCGCAAAUGUGGAAAAAUACACCAAAUUUGCUGUGUUUACUAUCGGGAAAACAAAUUACACGACUGGAUAUUGGGCUCAUGGAAUACAGCUCACUGGGAUGAGUCUUUUAACCCCAGAGAUAAGGAAGAAGAUAUCGUAUUUUCUCAUGAAACUUGUAAGAAACAGGCGCUUUGGAAAAACAUAAUCUGUGAUUUUGAGAACACUCUUAUGGAUGCUAAAUCUCUGCGCUAUAUCGCAUAUGUGCUUUGUAUUAGAUAGGAGAAUAAAUUGAUACUAUUGAUUUGCUUUUACGCAAUCGUUUGUAGCUGUUUAAUCAGGCCUUUAUCGAAGUACGUUUUUCAACUGCCAAGUUAAUCAGAGCUCAAUCAAUUAAAUUACCUUAACCAACCCAUAGUCGAUAGAUAGUUAAAUUCAUGCUCACAUACACUGAUGAGAUUUCGUUAAACACGACCUUACAGUCAGUUGCAGCAGAAGCAGGUGCACUCGUACUCGUGGUUUAGUUAAUUUCUUACACUUCUCUCUGUUUGGACCGUACCAACUCUUUUCACAGGCAAUUUACUCGUACCGUUAAAUAGUACUUUAAUUUUGAAUUCAUUUACC
Molecule: messenger RNA, 1196 nt
Organism: Malaya genurostris
Lineage: Eukaryota; Metazoa; Arthropoda; Insecta; Diptera; Culicidae
Product: very-long-chain 3-oxoacyl-CoA reductase-like
Exons: 4
Coding region: 1-780 (259 amino acids)
Cellular component (GO): endoplasmic reticulum
Molecular function (GO): oxidoreductase activity
Source: RefSeq, a predicted model, not a curated record